UUUGGAUCAUCAGAAGAGAAGACGUAGCAGAGCAGGAGAAUCAGAUUCUUCAGAAUGGCAGUGAUGGACUCAAGCUCGACAGCAGUUUUGCUCCUUCUGCUUGCCUCUGCUGGCAUAGCAAGCGCUGCUCUGACAUGGGAUAGACAGUUUUUGGAUCCUCACAAUGCAGCUCGUAAUGCUGUCAAAGUCCCCAACUUGUCAUGGGACUGGAAUCUGGCCAAGUACGCGCAGAAUUGGGCCAACAAUCAAGCCCGUGACAACUGUAAGCUGAAGCAUUCCAUGGGCCCAUACGGUGAGAACAUCUACUGGGCAAGCUGGAGCAGCACUCCCUUGGAUGCAGUAAAGGCCUUUGUCGACGAGAAGCCGUUCUACAACUACGCAUCGAACACUUGCAAAGCAGGCGAGAUGUGUGGGCAUUACACUCAGGUUGUCUGGAAGACUACGACGAAGGUCGGUUGUGCAUCUUCGAAGUGUCCCGGGGGAGGAACUUACACCGUGUGCAGCUACAAUCCUCCAGGGAACUACAUUGGCAUGAGGCCAUACUAGACCACAUUGAGGACAUUAGCAACACUAGCGCCCAGCUAGCCCACGUACUCGAGAAGGGAACCGCGAAAGAGCCGCCUGGUCAAGGAAUGAACCAUGACAGGGCCAAGUCCGUUCCAUCGUGCUCGUUUUGGGCUGAUUUGUGGUGUUCCGGGCAAUAUGUUGUCAAAUGUACGUACCUACUAAAAAUUUGAUAGAAUCAGUGAACGUAGCACUGGUGAAUAAACAUCACUCACUUUCUAGAAAAGUGUAAGCAUGCGCCCACUUAGCCCAGGUAUUAAAUUUCUACAUAAUCGCCAGCUUCACCCAGACAGGCAGCCGUCCUCCUCAUCGCGUUUCGCUGCAAAGUCGGAAGUUUUUGUGUCUCCCUCUGCUGGGCUGAUUGGUGGUGUUAGCAACUCCAUUGUUUAAAGUGGACAUUUGUUCUCGGUGUAAUAAACCCGACUUAC
This is a messenger RNA of Marchantia polymorpha subsp. ruderalis, 992 nucleotides long. NCBI's taxonomy places the organism in Eukaryota, Viridiplantae, Streptophyta, Marchantiopsida, Marchantiales, Marchantiaceae. The record is from the annotation of a GenBank genome assembly.